This is a messenger RNA of Papilio xuthus (Asian swallowtail), 5637 nucleotides long. RefSeq names its product cGMP-dependent protein kinase for (gene for). The transcript is spliced from 10 exons. NCBI's taxonomy places the organism in Eukaryota, Metazoa, Arthropoda, Insecta, Lepidoptera, Papilionidae. The coding region runs from base 175 to 3372 and encodes 1065 amino acids. Gene Ontology annotation, biological process: protein phosphorylation. Gene Ontology annotation, molecular function: cGMP-dependent protein kinase activity; ATP binding. The record is from RefSeq and is a predicted model, not a curated record.
AUUGAUUUUUUAAGAACAGAUCUCAAGCUAAAUAUUUAAUUUGUUUUAAAAAACAAUAAUGAUAAAUCUAGUCAGUGACAAUCAUAGAAAAAUGAAGUCUUCCUCGCCAGUGUCCGCUUUAUGUGAAACAAGAAAAUACGUUAUUACCUGCACAUCAGUGAAAUCCGUUGCAUUAUGAAAUUAAAACAUUAUCCAGGAAAAGCGGUCAUGGAGGACCCCUGGCUUUCUAUCAAUGAUAGGACUAUGGACCUUGUUUAUGCUGCGAAUUGGGUUGGAGCAAGCAAUCUCAGCAGCUAUAAUGAAAACGACAACGGUUCUAACAAGGUCAAAUUUAACUCAAUAUCCAGGAGUAAAUCCUGUCGCGACAUCGGACGCAAUGACAAAGAUACAAGCAAAGCGAGCUCUUUUGACGACGAUGCUUACAAAUCCGAUCAAAAUGUUCCUAGUGAAAAUAUUUCACCUCUAGCCAAGUAUCAACAAGAUAUAGAAGAAAAAGCUAGAGCAAACAACGAUCUUAUUAGUCAAAAUAAAUUAAAACAUAGCUAUAGUUUCAAGGAUAUGCCAAAUGGUUACAAGCCUUCUACUCUACGACGAGUGAAGCGAAGAAACUUUACCGAAUGGGAUAUUGAAGCAUUUGGUUCGAAUGAACGCCAAGCACCCGCUCCUCCACAAAGAAAAGAUUCCCUCAAAUAUGCACACAGGCAAAGGAAGGUGGACUCUAAGAAAUCAUAUUAUCCGUUACCGGACCCUGGUCCAGUACCACCGGAUCCAUCAUCUGAAUCAUAUUAUGAAUAUUAUUCAAGAGUAAGUCAACAGAACAAUGAUACCGACAGUGAUAAGAUAAAGUUACAGAAAGAUACUAAGAAAGAGCGAAGUUCAAAUAACGAAAUGAAACUAAACGGCACAGUUCGGGGCUACAACAAUGGUGGAGACACGAUGUAUCACCUGAUAAAUUCUAUGGCUACAUUAGAUUUAUCACCUAUUAAAGCCAGAUCUAAAAAGAACCUCGACACAGAUUGUGAAGCGGAAGAUUUAGGCUUAUAUAUGCGGCCUAUUAAGGAAUCGUUAUCUACAUGCGAUCGACUUCCUGAGCGCACUACGCAACAAGAGAACGAGCGAAGCGGACGUGCAGAUGACGUAAAACCCAGUUUUCGUUCUAAAUCGAUGCGAGUUAAAAGCGAAGGUAGGGCACCGCUUCGUGCCUAUCUUGACUCUGUAAAUAAUGAUAGCAAGGCGUUUAAUAGUGUGACGGUCACGCAGCCGAAAAGGAACCUUUCUCCGAGCGAGCAGCUUACGUUAAUGCAGUACGAUAUGUUUAAUAGUAAUCAAAAGCAACCCGCGACUCCUAUCAACGGAUUUCACUCGUUUGAUGAAGCGAAAGAAAGUGACUAUCGGACUACUAACGGUGCUUUAAAACAAAUCAAACGUGAUAAGUAUGGAAAGUUGUAUAAUACAGUGAGGGUGAAAAGUGAAGACAGGUACGAUAGGUAUAAUGACAUUUUAUCGUUUACUCAACCAAAAGAUGUGAUAAGUGAACAACGAGUGACUACCACGAACGGAGUAUUCUCUAGAAGUGCCAAAAGUUCGUCAAGUGGUUCGGAUUCUGACUUUUCUAUUCCUCGUCCUAAGUUGAUUGUGCCAGUCCACACGUAUGGGCUUAGGAAAAGACGUACUGGAAACCUUUGUCAACGUGACAGUAACGCUACGGAAUCCACGCUCGAUGCCGGAGUAUUACUUGAUGUAACACGAUUGGAAGAUUCUAACAAUGCGUCUGGUGAAAACGAGGACUCAGAGGGCAGAGUGGAGGUGUCGCGAGAGAACAAAUACCUCAGCACGAUGGCGCCUGGCAAGGUAUUCGGAGAACUGGCAAUACUGUAUAACUGCAAGAGAACAGCCACCAUCAAGGCAGCCACCGACUGUCGCCUUUGGGCCAUCGAACGGCAAUGCUUCCAAACCAUCAUGAUGCGUACCGGUCUCAUACGACAAGCUGAAUACACUGACUUCCUUAAGAGUGUUCCGAUCUUCAAAAACCUGCCGGAGGACACAUUAAUCAAGAUCUCAGAUGUACUAGAAGAGACUCAUUACCAGAAUGGUGACUACAUAAUCAGACAGGGGGCGCGAGGUGAUACCUUCUUCAUCAUAUCUAAAGGACAGGUUAAAGUCACACAAAAGCAGCCUAAUAGCAACGAUGAGAAGUUCAUCAGAACUCUUACGAAGGGUGAUUUCUUUGGAGAGAAAGCAUUACAAGGGGAUGACCUGAGAACGGCGAAUAUCAUUUGCGACUCUCCUGAAGGCACAACGUGUCUGGUCAUCGACCGAGAGACAUUCAACCAGCUCAUAUCCACCCUCGAUGAGAUCCGCACGAAAUAUAAGGACGAAGGUGACAGCAGACAAAGGCUUAACGAAGAAUUCGCCAACUUACGUCUCUCAGAUUUACGUAUCAUUGCCACCCUUGGUAUCGGCGGUUUCGGAAGAGUCGAGCUGGUGCAAAUACAAGGCGACUCGAGUCGUUCGUUUGCCUUGAAACAGAUGAAGAAAGCACAGAUCGUUGAAACGAGACAGCAACAACACAUAAUGUCGGAGAAAGAGAUAAUGUCAGAAAUGAACUGCGAAUUUAUAGUAAAACUAUACAAGACAUUUAAAGAUCGGAAAUAUUUAUACAUGUUGAUGGAAACCUGCCUCGGUGGUGAACUUUGGACUAUACUGAGAGAUAGAGGACAAUUCGACGAUGCCACAACGAGGUUCUACACAGCGUGUGUGGUUGAAGCUUUCCAUUAUCUACAUUCGAGAAAUAUUAUAUAUCGAGAUCUUAAACCAGAAAAUCUGUUACUGGACUCCAAGGGAUACGUGAAACUGGUAGACUUUGGGUUCUCAAAGAAGCUGCAGGCCAGCCGUAAGACGUGGACGUUCUGCGGCACACCGGAAUACGUUGCCCCUGAGGUUAUCAUGAACAGAGGUCAUGAUAUCAGCGCGGAUUACUGGUCAUUGGGUGUCCUUAUGUUCGAACUGCUGACGGGUUCGCCGCCAUUCACUGGCGCUGACCCCAUGAAGACAUACAACAAGAUCCUGAAAGGUAUCGACGCGGUGGAGUUCCCGCGCUGCAUCACGCGCAACGCCGCCAACCUCAUCAAGAAACUGUGCAGAGACAACCCAGCGGAGCGGCUCGGAUACCAGCGGGGCGGCAUCACAGAGAUACAGAAGCACAAAUGGUUCGACGGCUUUAACUGGGAGGGUCUGGCGAUGCGUACGCUGGAACCGCCCAUCACGCCAGUGGUGAAGUCAGCACUGGACACGCACAACUUCGACCAGUACCCGCCCGAUGCCGACGAACCACCGCCGGACGACCUUUCCGGUUGGGACGCCACAUUCUAAUUUUCGACUUCAAAUCGAUUUUAUAUAUAAAAAAAAUCGAUGUUUUACACUCGAGUAAUAAUCGAUUUAAGGAUGUAAACUAACAAGUUGCGUUCGUCCUAGUGUUGAUACUAAAAAUCCAUGUUGCGUUCCGCUAUACAAAUAAUAGGAAGUUUGCCUUUAUUUGCCCAUAUUCAUUUAAAAAGGCAACAGAAAACAUUAUUUUUUUCAUUUUGUAUUUAAGAUAUAAAAAUUUACUUUACCUUUAUUGAUUUUUAUCUUUUAGUCUGCAUCUACACAAAAGAAGGGUUACCGUUCAGAUAAAAUUAAUCGCGACACAUAUUUUAAUAUCUUUGUUAACUCGGAACGCAACUCGAUAACUCCACUGAAAAAAUCGAUACAUUCUUUUAAAAUUAAACUUUAAGUUUUAUGACAUAAGGUCGUUUUUCCUUUUACUAAAUAUGAUGAUAUCAAUUUAAUAAGAAUUGUCAAUCGAGUUAUUUUAUUAUUUACUUAAUUAAUCGAUCUUUAGAUCAUCGAAUAAAUCAAUUAGUAAGGUCCAUUUUAAAGUCACUUUUCUCUAAAGAACGUAUUUUUUUUUAAAUUACAAAACGAAUUUGAAACUAUCUUCAUCGAAUUAAAUUGUUAAUACGAUUCUCUUGUUACUAUUAAAACGCCUUAUUUAAUAAGUAUAGUUAUUUUCUCAUUAAGUUAAAUUGUUUUAAUAAAAUUCGUGCACAAAAACAUGAUACUUCUGUAUGACGUCAUAGUUCCGUAACUUACAGUACAGGUAAGAGGUUAGUGAGCAUCGCAACUUCAUGUUUUUGUGCACAAGUUGUAGUAUAACUAAUGUUUAAAUAAGAUACAGCGCUUGCCAAUGGUAACCGUUAUUAUUAUAGAUUUACCGUAGGUUUCUGAAACCACAAAAAAACUAUUCUUUAAAAAUGUUGUUAUCUCUGUUUUAUCAAUGACACAGAUGACAAUAUUUUAUACAGAGAUUUUGGGCUCGGAAACCAACUAUUAAAAUGUGUAAUUUAUUUCAUACGAACUUUUACAUUUAUCAAAGAACCAUAGAACAAAAAACCGGUCAUACAAUAAACUUGAAAAUAGUAAAAUAUAUGUUAUAAUUAUCCAAUAAAACAUACAAGAUUCAUAUAAUCAUAUAUGUACAUAAAAUAUAAAUAUAUGUACGGGAAUUGCGCAAUAAUAUUAAAUAUCAUUACAAAAUAUUUACAACAGGGUGACCGGUGUACCAAAACUACGUUACCAGAUUAUAUUGACAUACUAUUGAAGUAUAUUUAUUUUGUACAUAAUUUUUAUAUGUUUAGAUAAUUUCUAAACUAUAUAAUAGCCAAUGUUUUACUUAACACUAAUGAAAUUAAAGAUCUUUUAAUAAUGAAAAUGUUUUCAUAUAUGUAAAAAAUCAUAGGAAAAUGUAAACAAUAAUUACAGUGUUCCUAAAAUCAUUAUCAAAAAUUCACUUUUAUAUUUAUUCAACACAAAAUUUAUAAUUAUAUUAAUUUUUGCAUUGUGAUACAAUUUAUUUUAAAUAUUUUAGUGCUGAUUUAAAAUCCUUUCGGUGCUCAAAUAUAACAAAAUAAACGUAACAGAUAUAUUGUAAAAAUUAUUAAAUAACUUUGUUGCCUUAUAUAUAUGAGUUUAGUUUGUCAUGUACUAAACUAUAGACCGACAAACUUAUCUGACCCGGUGGAUAUAAGUAACAACCAAAAUGUUAAGGAUAGUGCUCAGUCUUGUCUUGCCUAGUGUCUAGCGCCUAGUCUUGUGACAUUUUUAUGACUGACUGUGGAUUUCUUAGACCGAAAUCUUCCCAUAAAAUAUAUUUUUGUUUUGUCAAGAUAAUGACUGAAAUGACGAUAUGUUUUAUACAGAGAUUUCGGUCUUGGAAACUAAAGUUAAUAAGGUUAUACAUGUUUUCUAACAACAAACCGUUAUAUACCUUUUUCACCGGGUCAGAAAAGUUUGUCGCACUGUAAGAUCCUUGAGUAGCUAACUUGAAACAUGACAUUAUGUUAAGACUAAAACCUAAAUCCAUUCGAAGUCAAUUUAUAUUAAGUCUUCCAUUUAUUAAUUUUACGCACAUUUUCAUUGUAAAUAUUCUUUUUUAAGUAUACAAUUUAAUUGUAUAAAACAAAAUUUUAAUAAAUAUUAAUUUUUGCUUAGAUGAAUUAUUGUUUAUGUUUUAUCAUAAAAUGUAACAAGAACAUGUAUUUUUGUAAUCAUAGUUUUAAUACAAAAUUAUUGCGCGUAAAAAAACCUUUAUUGUUU